CUUUGAAGUUGGACUCUGUCCAAACUCCGAACACAAGGUAAAGAGGAGACCCCUAUGAAGUUGAGAGAGAGAGUCAACUUUUUGAAAUCCAACCGCUCCAAACUCUUUAUUAAUUCCUCUUCUUCACCAAAUCCAAUAAAUUUAAAAUCCCAUCUUCUUUUUCCGCCAUUGUUCAUUACCCAAAUCAUAGUUUUUUUCAGAAAAGGAAGGGAAAAAAAAGGAGGGAUUAUUCCUCUGUUUUGACUGUUUAGCAAUAUCUUGAGAAAUUGAGUUUAAUUUGUUUCCAAUUGCCAAAACCCCAUCUGGGUUUUCCCGUUUCGAGGGAAUUCAAUUAUGGGGAUUCAGAAAGAUAGGGUGAGAUUCAAUGUUGGGGGUAGAUUGUUCGAAACAACCGCUACAACUCUUGCGAAUGCUGGCCGGAAUUCUUUAUUUGGGGCCCUUUUUGAUGAUAAUUGGGAUUUACAAUCCCUUAAUUCCGAUGAAUUCUUCAUUGAUCGGAACCCUGAUUGCUUCGCCGUGCUACUUGAUCUCUUACGCACCGGAGAGCUCUAUAUCCCGGCUAACAUGCCGGAGAAACUCCUCUAUCGGGAGGCUCUUUUCUACGGUCUGCAGGACCAUUUCCGCUCUGCCAAAUGGGGUCAAUUCGACGGCAAUAGAUUGAAGCUUUCCCAUUCUGCAACCGGCCAAGCCCCAGGAGACGGAACUGCCAUCCGAGCCGGUCCCGAUGGUGGUUGCUGCAUUGCUCAUGGCUCUAUGGUUCAUGUCUAUGAUUGGAUGCUCGACGAACACCCUCCAAUCAAUCUUGAUUAUCAGCGAGUCAACGACGUGGGGUGGAUCAAUGCUGAGAAUAUCAUGAUCAGCGUUUGUGAGCGAUUAGGCCGCGGCGACGGUGGAAUGGGGAUGUUCUGCAAGUCAACUGGCGAGCUUCGGCAUAAGUUUCAAGUCAGUCAUGACAAUCAGGUAAAGAGUUGUACAGCCGGAGCUUUGAGUUUCAGUUCUGAUUAUAAAAUCUUCUCUAGUUGUAAAGGUAGAAGCAAUGAGUAUGGGAUUGGUGUUUGGGAUCAAAUGACAGGAAAACAAACAGAUUUUUUCUAUGAACCUGCAGGUUGGUCACUUGGGGAUGCUGAUAAACUCCAAUGGUUGAAUGGAACGAAUUGCUUAUUGGUUGCAACUCUAUUUCCUAGAAAGGACAAUUGCUACAUUAGCCUAUUGGAUUUUAGGGAGAAGAAAAUGGUAUGGUCUUGGUCUGAUAUUGGAGCUCCAUUGACGGUAGAUGAAAAGAGAGUAAGAGAUGCCAUAGCCAUGGAGGAAAACAAUGCUAUAUGUGUAGUGAAUGAGUAUGAAGAUUUGGGAUUUUUGGAUUUGAGAAGCAGCGGUGGAGGAAGCAUAAGAUGGAGCUCAAGAAGUAAGCUAAUGAAGGGAAAAAUGCCAGAAGAGCCAUGCUACCCCAAGUUAGCAUUACAUGAAGGGCAGCUUUUCUCAUCCAUGAAUGAUUCUAUAUCAGUGUUGUGCGGACCUGACUGGGUUUUGACGUCUAGGCUUCGGCGAAGCGUUGGUGGUUCAAUCUGCGACUUCUCCAUUGGUGGGGAUCGCCUUUUCGCACUCCAUAGCGAGGAAAAUGUUUUCGAUAUAUGGGAGACACCACCUGCUCCUAUAAUUUCAUCAUUCAGUUAAUGCUUUGCUUCUUUCUGAUAAAAAAAAUUGAUUCGCCUUUUGUUGGCUGUUAGAUUUGUAAGAUAGAUUAGUUGAAGAAAAAUGAAGAUGUAUAUAGCAGGACGUCUAAAUCCCAGAUCUUGGCUAACAAAACAAAACAAAACAGUGCGAGAGAUUGAAAUUUAGGUGCCAUUGCCAUUAUUUGGAGGAAGAUUUAGAGCAGAAAGUUUGUAUGGGGUUUCCCACUACAACAGUAUUAGGUAAUCUCAAUAUUUCUUUUCAUCUUUUUUCA
Cucumis melo (muskmelon) is the source of this 1945-nucleotide messenger RNA. RefSeq names its product BTB/POZ domain-containing protein At2g24240. The record is from RefSeq and is a predicted model, not a curated record. Bases 334 to 1674 code for a protein of 446 amino acids. Gene Ontology annotation, biological process: protein homooligomerization. NCBI's taxonomy places the organism in Eukaryota, Viridiplantae, Streptophyta, Magnoliopsida, Cucurbitales, Cucurbitaceae. Gene Ontology annotation, molecular function: protein binding. The transcript is spliced from 2 exons.